AAACGAACCAACAAGAAAAGAAGACUUAUUCGUCUUAGAAGAGCGAGUGUAUUUAUUUGAGAUAACAGUCAUCAGCUAUUUAUCAGACGGGAAUUGAAAGCCUAUUUAUUUGAAUUAAGAGAAUAACGUAUACAUCGUACGACUCUACAUAAUUUAUUAAUCAUGUUCAGUGUGAUUCCAUUGUUAUCGGGUGCCGUCAAGACUCUGAAUAUAACAUUCAGAAGUAAAGAAUUUGCACAAGAAAUUCUUAAACAAUAUGACAUGCCAAAAUCAUCCCUGGAGCAAGUAAUGAAGCUCUUAGAAGAAGACAUGGAUAAUGGACUCUCAGCAGACCCUAAAGCCAGGGAAAACUCACCAAUUAAAAUGCUUCCUACAUAUGUACGCAGAAUGCCAGAUGGUUCCGAAUCAGGAGAUUUUUUAGCCUUAGACCUUGGUGGCACGAACUUUAGAGUUCUUCUUGUUCAAGUACUAAAUGGCAAAGUUCACAUGGAGAGCGAGAUCUUUCCCCUUGAUCAAACACUCAUGACAAGUGAUUCCAUCACUCUGUUUGACUAUAUUGCAGACUGUAUUACACUGUUUGUCAAGAAGAAGUCCCUACAGGACAAGACUCUUCCCUUAGGGUUUACGUUCUCAUUCCCUGUGCAACAGCUUAGUCUAACAUCAGGACUGUUGAUAAGGUGGACCAAGGGGUUUUCUGCGGGUGGAGUUGAGGGUGAAGAUGUGGUCAGGUUGCUGAAGGAUGCUCUUCACAGGAAGAAUAGCCAUAGUGUAGAUGUGGUUGCCCUAGUCAAUGAUACUACUGGUACAAUGAUGGCAUGUGGUUUUGAUGAUCGCAAUGUGAUUGCUGGAUUAAUCCUUGGCACAGGAACCAAUGCAUGUUACAUGGAGAGCUUGGACAAUGUGAAAAAAUGGAAUGAGGAGAGAGGGUGCAGUAAUGAAGUGAUCAUUAACACCGAGUGGGGAGCAUUUGGUGACAGUGGUGUGCUGAACUGGAUAAUAACAGAGCAUGACAAGAAGAUCGACGUCGAGUCCAUCAACCCAGGCCAGCAAGUGUUUGAGAAGAUGAUAUCUGGUAUGUAUCUUGGGGAGCUGGCUCGUCAUAUCUGUAUGGAUCUUAUUCAUAGAGGUCUCUUACUCAAUGGUAUUGCUUCAAACAAGUUAAAGACAAAAGGGAGUUUCCUCACCAAGUUUGUGUCAGAUAUUGAGAGUGGAGAUGAAAACAAGCUUCAACAAGUUCUAAAAGAACUGGAUGUCAAGGCUACUGCACGUGACCAAGAAAUCCUGAGGCACAUUUGCACUGCAGUGUCUAAGAGAGCUGCCAGGCUGGCCUCAGCUGGUCUUGCUACCAUCGUCAAGAAAACAAAGGCAUAUAAUAGCACUAUUGCUAUAGAUGGUACCUUGUUCAAAAAGCACCCCAAGUUCAAGCCCUACAUGCAGGAAGCUCUAAAAGAACUUUUGCCAGACAGCCACCUGAAGCUCAUGCUGUCUGAGGAUGGAUCAGGGAAGGGAGCUGCUUUGAUUGCAGCAGUUGCAGCGCACACGAAGUCCCACUAGACUAGGGGUACUUAGAGUUAGGGAAUUUCAGGGAACUGCUUUUUAGAAAAAAAAUUCACUCGAAGUCCCACUAGAUUAUAAAAAUGUACACAAUUGGGCGCGAGCCAGGAUUUGUCGAGGCAUUGGCAUAAAUACAGUAGCUUAUCUAAUUUGAAAAAAAUAUACGGAAAAAAAAAACUCGAGUCUAUGGUUUGGUGAUUCUCCUAGCAAAAAGACCACAUGGCCACACGCCUGCUCAUUUGUACGUCUGUUUUCAUAUGGAGUUUCAUACUUCUACAAUAUCUUGAAAUUUUUUGGAGCUUUUUUAUGUAAUUGAACAUAUAGGAAUGUAUAUAUAUAUAAAUGUAGCAUGGGCAUAUUCAGACUUUGGUAUGAGUAUUAGAAAACUAUGACUAUACGUUUUUGAUACUUUUUUUUAACGGAAAGAAAAAGAGGGAACCGGCGGUGAUGUAUGCAGAGACUUUUUGUAUUCGAACAGUAUGAUAAUGCAUGCACAAGAGGAAAACAGACAAAAAGUUAGUUUCCAGUGUUGGUGAUGGUUGUUUCUGCCCUCGCUGGAAAUGAAACCUGGUUUGAUUGCUUACCAAGCCUGGUUUGAUUGCUUACCCAGCCUAGUUUGACGGCUUACCUAGCCUUAAUGUAUCCAUCAUAUAUCAAUGUUCAAUUGGACGUCAGCCGAAAUUUGACAAUAAACAUACUAUUUACAAA
Nematostella vectensis (starlet sea anemone) is the source of this 2262-nucleotide messenger RNA. RefSeq names its product hexokinase-2. Gene Ontology annotation, cellular component: mitochondrion; cytosol. NCBI's taxonomy places the organism in Eukaryota, Metazoa, Cnidaria, Anthozoa, Actiniaria, Edwardsiidae. The transcript has 7 exons. Gene Ontology annotation, molecular function: D-glucose binding; ATP binding; glucokinase activity. The record is from RefSeq and is a predicted model, not a curated record. Bases 163 to 1554 code for a protein of 463 amino acids. Gene Ontology annotation, biological process: glucose 6-phosphate metabolic process; glycolytic process; intracellular glucose homeostasis.